GAGCGUCGGGGGCACCUCGGGGACGCGGCGACAGCGAUGAACGGCGACAUCCCGGGCAGUGGUGACGAGCGGUGACGGUCCGGAGCGGCGGGGACAGUCUUCUUCCUCCAUCAUCCCAGACACACUGGGCUCCCAGCCGAGGCCAUAAACCUAUCAGCUUGUGCCAUAAAACUCCACUAACUUUAUGACUCCUUGUGACUCCAAAGUGCAUCUUUGUUUCAGACAAGGACUCUGGUGCCUCACCCACUGGUGGCCUGAGAAGAAAGGAUGAUCUGGAAAUAUCACAGCUCUGCUGCUAGUAAGGAGGCCAGUGCUGAGGCAGGCGUGGAGCAGAGCACAUCACCUCCUCCAAGUCAUCACCACCAGCCCUCAUCUCCCAGUCUGUUCUUUACCUCCUUGGUGAGACUUCCAGAGCCUUUUCAAUGUAUAAAAUGGAAUAUUCUUACCUUAACUCCUCUGCCUAUGAGUCCUGUAUGGCUGGCAUGGACACCUCGAGCCUGGCAUCUGCCUAUGCAGACUUCAGUUCCUGCAGCCAAGCCAGUGGCUUCCAGUACAACCCUAUCAGGACCACUUUUGGGGCCACCUCAGGCUGUCCAUCCCUCACCCCAGGAUCUUGCAGCCUUGGAACUCUCAGGGAUCACCAGAGCAGCCCUUAUGCAGCAGUUCCCUACAAGCUGUUCACUGACCAUGGUGGUCUCAAUGAGAAGAGGAAGCAGAGGAGGAUCAGGACCACAUUCACCAGCGCCCAACUAAAGGAGCUAGAGAGGGUGUUUGCUGAAACCCAUUAUCCUGACAUCUACACCAGAGAAGAGCUGGCUCUGAAGAUAGACCUCACUGAAGCCAGAGUACAGGUCUGGUUCCAAAAUCGUCGGGCGAAGUUCAGGAAGCAGGAAAGAGCAGCAGCAGCCGCAGCUGCUGCAGCCAAGAAUGGUUCCUCUGGGAAGAAAUCCGACUCCUCAAGAGAUGAUGAAAGUAAAGAGACCAAGAUCACCGAUCCUGACAGUACUGGGGGCCCAGGUAAUAACCCCAACCCAACCCAAAGCUGCGGUGGUGGCCCCAGCCCUACAGGAUCGCAAGGGUCUGUUGUCCCAACAGAACAAGUGAAAGGAGUGCAAGGACCUGGAGGCCUGUCUUCUGCAUCUGUGGUAGGGGGCACUGGAGGGGCACAAGGCUGGGCCACUGGGCCAGGUGGUACCAUCACUUCCAUCCCUGACUCCUUAGGAGGUCCAUUUGCCAGUGUGUUAUCCUCCCUACAGAGACCCAACAGUACCAAAGCCACUCUAGUCAAGAGCAUGUUCUGAACUCCCCAGCAUGAUCACUAGUGCUGAGAUCUGCAAGGUCAGUCGCUGCCUGCUGUUACUGUUCUUAGUACUCAGAAUGACAAUGACGAUGAUGGGGGGGCAUCUGUUCACCUCAGCUACAUUACCUGUCCAGGACAACUCAAAACCAGGCUCAUCCAGCAGGUGGAACCACAUCUGGGGGGACUCCAUGGAUCACACAGGUGAAACUUGGCUUCAGGGAAAGAAGGUUGAGUGCAGACUCCAGCAGAAAGUGUCAGAGACUGGUACUAGGGCUGAUAGAAGACCACCCAGUAUGAAUGGUUUGGUGAGGAUGCCAAAAGCCUGAGCACCCAGCAGUAGAUCCUCUCUAGACCUCCAGAAAAUCAUCUCAAAAAAGGACAAUUUUUAGCUGUAUAGACAAUUUAACUCCUUCACUGCCAAAAGGACAGGUCACUGAGGCAGUGGAAGGGUUAAACAAGGCACCGAAGACUCCGCACCCCUCUCCUUGUCUGAUAUAUGAAUUAUUAGCACUAUGUUUAAACUGCUUAUCCCCCUGUUUCUUCUGGUUUAGCACAUUCGUACAUUAUGACUAUUCUUUGCUGGACUCUACAUUGACAGAAAUGAUUUGCACUGUGCUGCAGGAUCUGAUUCUGCAUUGGGUGUAAGAAGAAUCUAUUUAUUACAAUUACACAUUCAAAUGGUUGUUUGUUUUAUGUUUACGUUUUUUAAAUUCAUUUUAAAAGGCACAAGACCUCUAGAUAUUAGGUGGAUGUUGAUGCUUUCUAUUUGUGUCUUUCCCAGCAGUGUUAUAAUGUGACAGUUGUUUGGUGUUAUUAUAAGUACACAAUGUCGACAAUUGUUAAAGUAAAUGAUGUGGAAUCCUUAGUCUAUAUAAUGUCUCCAUGGAGAAAAGGAUCUGGGUCCUCUAAUGUUUGUUUGUCUGUUUGUUUAUUCGUUGACAUUUUUAUUUAUUUCCCCUAUUUUUUUUAUUCAAAUGGAUUUCACACAUUUUAUUAUUAUUUUAUUUAAUUUUUUUUUACAUUUUUGUUCUAAGAAUCUGCAUGUUGUCUUUUAUUUUCUCCCCAGUCCUGAGCAUAUUAACCAUGAUGAUUGAAUGUUCAGGGUUCACUUAUUUAUAUGUAGUUAUUAUGAAUGCCUAUUAAAAAAAAGGGACAUUUUUUUUACAUGUGCAUUUUGUUUUCCAAAAGAAAAGUGUGCCAUUUAUUUGAUUGUUGAUAAUAAAAGAUGAA
This is a messenger RNA of Hyla sarda, 2530 nucleotides long. It is a transcript of the gene PHOX2B, whose product is annotated as paired like homeobox 2B. The coding region runs from base 423 to 1301 and encodes 292 amino acids. The transcript has 6 exons. The record is from RefSeq and is a predicted model, not a curated record. Gene Ontology annotation, molecular function: RNA polymerase II transcription regulatory region sequence-specific DNA binding; DNA-binding transcription factor activity, RNA polymerase II-specific. Gene Ontology annotation, biological process: regulation of transcription by RNA polymerase II. Lineage: Eukaryota; Metazoa; Chordata; Amphibia; Anura; Hylidae.